Messenger RNA from Papaver somniferum (opium poppy), 1354 nucleotides. RefSeq names its product partner of Y14 and mago-like. Bases 212 to 853 code for a protein of 213 amino acids. NCBI's taxonomy places the organism in Eukaryota, Viridiplantae, Streptophyta, Magnoliopsida, Ranunculales, Papaveraceae. The transcript has 4 exons. The record is from RefSeq and is a predicted model, not a curated record. Gene Ontology annotation, molecular function: RNA binding. Gene Ontology annotation, cellular component: exon-exon junction complex; cytoplasm. Gene Ontology annotation, biological process: exon-exon junction complex disassembly.
ACGACCCAAGCAGCCCUCUGUCGUUGCAGGAGGGGACUGACUGAUCUUUGCCCAAACCCUGCAUCGCCUCCACUCCUCUCUCUCUCUCUCUCUCUCUCUCUCUCUCCAAAAUCACAGACUGUUAGAAGGAACGGGAUUUUGAUUUGUAGUUCCUAAGAGUUAUUGAAAGGAGAAAACUUUGUUUAUUGAAAGUUUUUCUCUGUCUUUAGUAAUGGCAACUAGUAGAGGAGGAACUGAAGAAGGGACUAAAACCCUAAAAGAAGGAGAAAGGAUAUUAGCACCAACAAGAAGACCUGAUGGAACCUAUAGAAAACCUAUUAGAAUUAGGGCUGGUUAUACACCUCAAGAUGAAGUUGCCAUUUAUCAGUCUAAAGGUGCUCUGUUAAAGAAAGGGAUGGGAGGAACUGAAGUGCCACCAGGUUAUGAUCCAACUUCAGAUGUAAAACCUAAGACAAAAUCAGCAAAGAGGAAUGAAAGAAAGAAGGAAAAGAAAGAACAGGGAAAGAGUUCAGAAUCACUAGAGGCCAAGGAAACAAGUACUGGAGAAGUAACCGCUUCUGAGGAUUUAGGUCUCAGAUCUGAAGCCGUGGAAUCAAUUGCGUGUCAGAUGAACAAGCUAGAUGUUUCUACAAAUUCCCCUGAUUUAACUAUAAAUUCAGAGGCACCUAGUCAAGAUAUCGAUAAAAAAAUUAGAGCACUCAAAAAAAAGAUUCGACAGAUUGAAGCACAAUUACAAAAAACUGAGCGGGAUGCUAUGAAUCAAGAGCAGUUAGAUAAGGUGGCAAAACUGGAGGGUUGGCAACAAGAACUUAAAGUACUUGAGGAUAAGAAAGCAGAGCAGUCAACUUCUUGAGGUGUGUUUGUCUCUGGUUGAAGGAGCUGUGCAAUAUUUAUUUGUGCUUGGGGUUCUACUCCUCUAUGGUGAGUGUUUGGAUCAACAUUUAUCUUUGUAUCUCUUUUCUUAAUUGCAGCUGCAUUUGUAGGGUCUGACCCGUUAGGUCUCAUAGAUCGAACUGUUCCUCAGUAUUGUUUCACAUAUCGCACAGAGUCAGGAUUUCUUUUUAACCAUUGAUGCUUAGAUUUGAAAUGUUUAUUUCUGUCAAUCUGCAUAUGACUCGUUAUCUGAAGGAAAUGUUAAUGGUAGAUGCUUAUUAUAGGCCUGUACUUGCCUCAACUAGAUCAUCUUUGGUUAUGUUGAUUCUCAUUAAACUAUAUAUUGCAGUUCUCAUGACCCUUGUGGAGGAAUAACCUGUAGAGUUCAUUUUUUAGCUGUAUUUGUAAUACUUCUGUAUUUUUGGAUUGGAUUUUUGUGCCUAAAACCCAAGGCGUUAAAUGUUCAUAUUAUUUGUAGAAA